GCAAAUCCCAAACUCGCCAAAUUACGCGACGACGACGAAAGACUUCCCAUCCACUGGGCCGCAUCCUACAACCGCCUCCCCAUCGUCGAGAUCCUGUCUGACCGCAAAGACUUUGACCCAGACGUCCAAGAUGGCGCAGGCUGGACACCCCUCAUGAUAGCCUCCUCCCUCAAAGACUCGUCCGCCUCAGAAACCCUCACCACCCUCCUCCUCUCCAAAAAUGCCGACCCGACCCUCACCACAAACACCGGAGCCACAGCCCUCCACUUUGCAGCCAGCAAAACAAACCUGGACACGGCCAAAAAACUCAUCGAGCACAAGGCUUCUGCAAGAGUCAAGGACAAAAGAGGUCAAUUGCCUUUACACAGGGCAGCUGCCGUGGGCAAUGUGCCCAUGGUGAAAUUGAUGUUGGAGAACAGGAGUCCGGUCAAUGCGACUGAUGGGGAUGGGUGUACGGCUUUGCAUCAUGCGGUUGCGGAGGGGCAUGGUGAUACGGCCAUGGUGUUGCUCAAGGCGGGUGCCGAGACGGAUAAGAAGGAUAAUACUGGUGCUUUGGCGCUGGAUCUUGCGCCUGAUGCCAAGGUCAGAGAUUACAUUACUCGUGCUGCAGAGGAGGAAGGCAUUACACUUUAG
This is a messenger RNA of Aureobasidium uvarum, 633 nucleotides long. Lineage: Eukaryota; Fungi; Ascomycota; Dothideomycetes; Dothideales; Saccotheciaceae. The record is from the annotation of a GenBank genome assembly.